CUGACUUGCGCCUUCGUCCCAUCAUUUCGUCUACUUUUCUCCCAUGGAAGUUCUCGGGCAUUGAUUUCGAACCUUUUCAUCUAAUGGCAUCACAAUUUGAAAACUUUCUCUGGUGUUGAUCGUCAAAUAUAUGAUCUCAUCCUUGCACGCGACAAAAGUCAACAAAACGCGUCAAUUCAAGCCUGCUUUCCACAGUUGAGGAUCGGCCCGCAGCCUCGUCCAACACCAAUCCAACUCGAAAGGUAAGACAAGACAACCCCAGCACCACGAAUUUCGCGAUACGCAUUGGAGAAACUCAGCGGAUACUUCUUCAAAGACCAAGGACUUCUACCACCUGCAUUCCUCCUCGCAGCAAGUUCCCUCGCCGCACCGGCUAUCGUGCGGCCAUGAGUCUCCUCACUCCGCGAGGGAUCGCUGAAAUGCGCGCGAACCUGCAGGAGGCAGUGGUAAAAUGCUCUGAAAGAUGUCUUUAUCAGUCAGCCAAAUGGGCAGCGGAACUCCUCGAUUCACUGCCUUCCUCCGAAGAAUCCAUCAAGCCUGAGGAUUCGCAGAUGACUGAAGUACCAUCGACUCCCCUACCACCUAUUGUCCUUACUGGCAACCCUGACGCCGAAGAAUCCAUAUUGGAAGCGAAAGAGAUAAAUAAAUACCUGCUGGCCAAAUCAUUCUUCGAUUGUCGCGAAUUCGAUCGAUGUGCAGCUGUUUUCUUGCCAGAUACUGUUCUGUCCGGGAUUUUAUCAACUGCUACCGCAAAAAGCCCAAAUGUAACUACGCCACAAGGAAAAGGGAAGACAAGGGUAUCGGCGACUCGCACAAGUGCGACCACGGUACCUAUACCCAAGCUCAGUCAGAAGAGCUUGUUCCUGGCGUUAUAUGCCAAAUUCAUGUCCGGGGAGAAGAAGAAAGAUGAGGAUAGCGAAAUGGUUAUGGGCCCACAUGACGGGGGAAGUGCGGUUAAUAAGCAAUUGAUUGUAAUAAGUCGGUUCCUCGAGACUUGGUUCCUUGAGCAUACCAAUGAGCAUGGGGUUGUGGAAGGUAGCCAAGGAUGGCUUGAGUACUUAUACGGCAUGGUGCUUGCAAAGGACAAGAAUGAAUCCCAAGCCAUGCACUGGUUGAUUCAAAGUGUUCAAUUAUAUCAAAUGAAUUGGAGCUGUUGGCUGGAAAUGACCUCUUUGAUUGGAAGAAUUGAGGAACUCAAUCAACUAUACUCCAUCGUUCCAGCACACAUCUUUGGUUUUAUUUUCCACAUACACACCGCCCUCGAAUUGUAUCAGUCCAAUCAGGAACUUGCCGAUAACUUAAGCAAAUUACUCUCGAUAUUCCCAACAAGUCCUUUCAUCCUCACAUGUGUGGCUCUAUUGGCUUAUCACACCAAAGACUUUGUCACUGCCGACGCUCACUUCAGCCAUUUAUUAGCUCUUCAUCCACAUCGACUCGAUUCAUUAGAUCACUAUUCGAAUAUCCUUUAUGUUAUGAACCUACGGCCAAAGCUGUCAUUCCUCGCCCAUCUCUGUUCUGCUGUGGAUAAAUUCCGUCCAGAAUCUUGUGUCGUGAUUGGAAAUUAUUACUCCUUGCUCUCGUCACAUGAAAAAGCAGUUCAGUAUUUCCGUCGAGCACUCACUCUCGAUCGAUCAUGUUUGAGCGCAUGGACCCUGAUGGGACACGAAUAUGUCGAGUUAAAGAAUACACACGCAGCCAUCGAAUCAUAUCGAAGAGCGGUGGAUGUCAAUAGGAGAGACUACAGAGCGUGGUACGGACUGGGUCAAACGUACGAAGUGCUGGAAAUGCAUGCGUACGCACUAUGGUACUACAAACGAGCAGCAGGUUUGAGACCAUGGGAUGGCAAGAUGUGGAUGGCUGUUGGAUCAUGUCUUCAGAAAAUGGGACGUGAUCUAGAAGGCAUCAAGGCAUUGAAGAGAGCCCUCCAAGCUGACAGCUACUACGAUGCCGGGGUCGGUAGCUCCUUUGGAAGUGGAGGUCGAGAGAGGGCUACAAUCAUGGACCCAGAAAUCUUACUCCAGAUCGCAGGGAUGUACGAGCGACUCGAAGACGAAGCAGAAGCAAAAUCAUACAUGGAGAUGUGUGUCGCUCAAGAAGAAGGAGCAGCUGAAAAUCUCGAGUCUUCAGUCAUCAAUAUUCACGCCGACUCGCAAUCCUCAGACGACGAUGCGCGGCCCCAAGGAGGAGGCGGAGGUAGUGGAGAGACAGGUACGGGAGUCACUGCUGCGACGUCGAAAGCCCGGAUGUGGCUGGCAAAAUUUGCUAUGAGGACGGGUGAUUAUAAUCGAGCUAUGCAAUUGGCGACGGAGCUUUGUCAGGAUGGCGUGGAGGUUGAGGAGGCGAAAGCGUUGGUUAGAGAGGUUAGGGUUAGACAGGAGGCUGGUGGAAAUCCUUAG
Molecule: messenger RNA, 2396 nt
Organism: Cadophora gregata
Lineage: Eukaryota; Fungi; Ascomycota; Leotiomycetes; Helotiales; Ploettnerulaceae
Product: Anaphase-promoting complex subunit 23
Exons: 4
Coding region: 387-2396 (669 amino acids)
Biological process (GO): cell division
Cellular component (GO): anaphase-promoting complex
Molecular function (GO): protein binding
Source: RefSeq, a predicted model, not a curated record